UAAAGCAGGAGUAACUCAGGAGUAAAGCAUCAGACUGGAGGAGUUCGGGAUGUUCGCGGCUCUGUGCGCGCUCCUGGUCCUGCGUGCGCCCGUCGCCGCGGAUGUGCACGCGCUGAACUGCAGUCAGGUGAAGGGCGCGUUCACGGCUCUGGGUUUGAGUCCUGACAUCAGUUUUCCUGCCGAGGAAACAUCAGGAGCUGAUCUGCAGGUUUGCGCUGCUCAGAGAUCCUGCUGUAACUCAGAGAUGGAGCAGAUCUUCAGAAACAGAAGCUCUCGGGACUUCGAGAAGCUGAUGGACGACACCAGCGAGGAGAUGAGGAACACCUUCAUGAGCGCACAUCAGAGACUCGAUGAUUUCUUCCUGGAGCUGCUGGAGAGCACGGAGCGCUCCCUGAACGAGAUGUUCCUGCGCACCUACGGGAAGCCGUACCUGCAGAACGCCGAGGUGUUCCAGAACCUGUUCUCGGAGCUGAGGAGAUAUUACACCGGUGGAGGAGUGCAUCUGGAGGAGAUGCUGAGCGAGUUCUGGUCUCGUCUGCUGGAGCGCAUGUUUGCGCUGCUCAACUCCCAGUAUCUCCUCACUGAAGACUAUCUGGAGUGUGUCGGGAAGCUCACGGAGAAGCUCAAGCCCUUCGGAGACGUUCCCACGAAGAUGAAGACUCAGGUGACGCGAGCGUUCGUCUCAGCGCGGGCUUUCGUCCAGGGCCUCGCAGUCGGGCGGGAUGUGGCCAACAGGGUGUCCGAGGUCAGCAUGAGUGCGGUGUGUGUCUCGGGCUUCACACGGAUGCUGUACUGCUCCCAGUGUUUGGCUCUGUCGACUCUGAAGCCCUGCAGCGAAUACUGUCUACGCCUGAUGAAGACCUGCCUAGCGGACCGGGCCGAGCUGGACCCCGAGUGGAGCCGCUACACCGAUGCCAUGCUCCUGGUGACGGAGCGACUCGAGGGACCGUUCAACAUCGAGUCUGUGAUGGAGCCCGUCGACGUGAAGAUCUCCGAAGCCAUCAUGAACAUGCAGGAGAACAGCAUGCAGAUCUCCUACCAGGUUUUCCAGGGAUGUGGGCAGCCGAAUCCCUCGGGAAUGAGCCGAUCCUCCCGGAGCGUCCCGAACACGUUCAUCUUCAGUCCCGACAGCCAUGAGGAUCUCACACACCUCACACACACACACUCACACACACACCCUGAGGAUCUGCCCACCGUAACCACCGGAUCCCGACUGCAACGCCUGGUGACGGACAUCAAGGAGAAGCUGAAGCGGUUCCGGAGGUUCUGGGCGUCAGUCCCCGAGUCGAUCUGUCAGGAGGAGCAUGUGGCGACGGUGGAGAACGAGAACUGCUGGAACGGCCUCGAGCAGGGCCGAUUCGACCCUGAGGUUCAGAAAGACGUAUGGGUCCUUCAGGAGAAUAACAGCACAGACUCUCCCCGACCCGACGCUGUGGUCCGACUGCAGAUCAUGGCUCUCCGGAUGAUGAGCAACAAGCUGAAGAACGCUUACCACGGCACGGACCUCCACUUCCAGGACUCCAUCUCAGAUGAAGAGAGCAGCGGCUCCGGCUCCGGCUCCGGCUCCGGCUCCGGUGUCACAGAAUCAGAAUCCUUCAGGACCGACCCGACCCACCCGACCCACCCGACCCACACUCCGGUUCAGGAGCAGGAGAACAGAGACGACACGUCUUCAGCGUCCAGCGUCCGGCUGGAGGUUCUGCUGCUGUUCUUCAGCGCGCUGGCCGUCAGAUAG
This is a messenger RNA of Rhinichthys klamathensis goyatoka, 1735 nucleotides long. RefSeq names its product glypican 6b (gene gpc6b). Bases 50 to 1735 code for a protein of 561 amino acids. Lineage: Eukaryota; Metazoa; Chordata; Actinopteri; Cypriniformes; Leuciscidae. The record is from RefSeq and is a predicted model, not a curated record. Gene Ontology annotation, biological process: cell migration; regulation of protein localization to membrane; regulation of signal transduction. Gene Ontology annotation, cellular component: plasma membrane; synapse; cell surface. The transcript is spliced from 9 exons.